AGCUGCUUUGACGCGGCACCAACGACUACACCACUGAACCACCACCAGCUAUCACGACGUUGCCCGCCGCCAGCACGACUCCUACGACGACCUCACCACCCCCACCUCAUACCAGUCCUUCUUCCCACCAAGACCCGUGCCCGCUCAAGGAGCGCUGCAGUCCUGCCAUCAUGGCCAUGUUCAGCCAGAACCCAGUCCUUAACGGGCCCAACUACUCCUUUGCCGAAGUCCCCAGCAAACAGAACGCCAGCGGCUUCAGAGAGCACAGAUUCAACCCAUACACCGACAAUGGAGGUUCCACCCUCGCGAUUGCAGGCGCCGAGUUCGCCAUCAUGGCUGGCGACACCCGCCUGACGUCAGGCUACAGCAUUAACACCAGAUAUGCCCCGAAGGUCUUCAAGAUUGGCGGCACGACAUCAUCACAAGAGGAUGCAAACAUUCUCCUGUCGGUCGUCGGCUUCGCCGCCGACGGCGAGGCUCUCAAGGAACGGCUCGACUCGAUCUGCAAGAUGUACCGGUACCGGCACGGCAAGCCCAUGUCGGUGGGCGCCUGCGCCAAGCGCCUGUCGACCAUCAUGUACCAGAAGCGCUUCUUCCCAUACUACGUCUACGCCAUCCUUGGCGGCAUCGACGAGGAAGGCAAGGGUGCCGUCUACAGCUACGACCCCGUCGGCAGCUUCGAGCGCGAGCAGGCUCGUGCCGGUGGCGCCGCGGGCUCCCUCAUCAUGCCCUUCCUCGACAACCAGGUCAACUUCAAGAACCAGUUCAUCCCCGGUAGCGGCGUCGGCCACGACGUAAAGCCUCGCCAGGUUGUGCCGUUGGCGAGAGACGAGGUCGAAGUCUUGGUCAAGGAUGCUUUCGACUCUGCCGUAGAGCGGCAUAUCGAGGUCGGUGACCAUCUGCAGAUGAUGAUCAUCACAAAGAACGGUAUCGAGGAGAAGCUGCUGCCGUUGAAGAAGGAUUAAGGUUCAAGCAGAGAUUAGUCAUGGCGAAGUGACAGCAAGCAUUGUUCAAGCGAGAUAGUGCCUUAAGAACGGCAGCUCUGCAAGAAUAGACUCGGGCGAAUGUCCUUUGAACUCGGAAUCUUGGAUAGGCUUCUUGUGAGAUGUGAUUGAGGACUUUGAUUGACUCGACCUAGACACAGCGACUGGCAAGUAGACAUGCCCCAAGUACCUUCUGUCUCGGAGUGAUUGAUGCUUCCGCAAUUCCCAAGCCGCUAUGAUGCUCUUAAAUGAAUUACCCUCUUCCUAUCAUAAUGUAGAGACAGAUAUGAUGCUGGAAGCCCUGCUCUUGUGCCAU
Microdochium trichocladiopsis is the source of this 1299-nucleotide messenger RNA. RefSeq names its product proteasome A-type and B-type. Gene Ontology annotation, cellular component: proteasome core complex. Bases 171 to 965 code for a protein of 264 amino acids. Lineage: Eukaryota; Fungi; Ascomycota; Sordariomycetes; Xylariales; Microdochiaceae. The transcript has 2 exons. The record is from RefSeq and is a predicted model, not a curated record.